Colius striatus (speckled mousebird) is the source of this 5188-nucleotide messenger RNA. RefSeq names its product RING finger protein 151. Bases 288 to 1154 code for a protein of 288 amino acids. The record is from RefSeq and is a predicted model, not a curated record. Lineage: Eukaryota; Metazoa; Chordata; Aves; Coliiformes; Coliidae. The transcript has 7 exons. Gene Ontology annotation, cellular component: plasma membrane signaling receptor complex. Gene Ontology annotation, biological process: protein K63-linked ubiquitination; regulation of canonical NF-kappaB signal transduction; positive regulation of JNK cascade. Gene Ontology annotation, molecular function: zinc ion binding.
GGCGCUGUGGCCGUGUGUGCCACACGUAGCAUGGCGGAGCGAUUCUAUCCCCUGUGGCCGCCAAAGCCGAACGGCCGUAAAAGGAACCUCGUUUUUGCGACAGCGAGCGGUGGUGGGGCCAGAUCAGGCGAGGCGAGGCAGCGGGAGGGGCAUAAUAAAGCAGUGAAGAGAAACUGAAUGAAGAAGGUGUUACAUGUCUUACUGUUCAGAAAACUGUUUCUGAAGUGUUUGGAGAAACUACAUAUAUAUGCAGUAAAAUCAAAAAAGGCUGAAAGUGCGUGGAGAGCAUGGGUUAUGACAUUGAGCGUUUCGUUGGCUACGUUAAUGAAGGGCUUUUAUGCUCCAUCUGCCGUGAUGUGUUAGAAGAUCCUUUACAGGCUCCCUGUGAACACGCGUUCUGUACUGCUUGUAUACAUGGGUGGCUUGUUCAUCACAGUAACUGCCCUGAAGACAGACAAAUGAUUGAUGUGUCUUUGCUACGACCUCUCUACAGAUAUAUGAGAAAUGAUUUAAACCGUCUCCAGCUGCAUUGCAAAAACAGAGAGUAUGGCUGUGAAAUGAUUUGUUCUCUGGAGUCUAUAGACAGGCACGAAAGGGAAUGUGAAUACAGUCAGAUCCCCUGCUCCAAUGCCGGGUGUGCGGUUCGGGUUGAGCGGCGCCACUUGGACGGUCACUUGGCAGUGUGCGAGUACCGGAGCCGCGAGUGCCCCAACGGCUGUGGUUACACCAUCCUCAGCGCGGCAGACGCGCAGCACAACUGUGUAGCAGAGCUCAGAACUGAGCUGGAGCUGCUUAGGUCAGAAAUGAUCUGCAGAGUGGAGGAGGCAAAACAUGAGAUGGAGUCGAGGUUAGAUUCACAGAGAAGGCAUAUGGUCCAAAAAGAGAGUAUUCUGCAAAAUGAAAUUGAUGAACUAAAGAGUCAGAUGUCCCGCGUGAUGUCGGAUGUGCGCUCCCUGAUGGCUGCGGAGAGGCAGCACCGGCAAGAGCUGGAGCAGGCAGAGCUGGAAAAGCGGGAGCUGCUGGAGCUGCUGCGGGGUUUGCAGAAGGACUGCCGAUUAAUUCCUGCGGAAGGAAGCAGGAAGCCAGCGAACCUCCGCCCUCUGGCGCGACUGGAGAGUGUGAAACGAAAACCUAGGGAAGUUACAGUGAUCUAAACGGAAGUAAGCUCUAAAAGCAUCUUCUAAUAUGGCCAUAUGGCAAACUUUUCUACUUUCUAUGAGCACUUGGUGAACUUUAUUUCAUUUCUGAUUUACUUGCCUUCUUUUAAAGUCUAGAGUUACUUCUUUAUUUCCUCUCGGGGCAUAAAACCCAGGGAAUGCUGGGCAUUAAAACCACUAAUUGGCAAAUACAUUUUUAGGUAGCGUUUUUGUAAAAAAAGGGGAAGGAGACUUGGUGUAUUAUCUUCCCCAGUGCAUUAUUUACAGGAGUCUUUCAAGCCUGAAAGCUAGAGCCUUUUGAAGUCAAAGAUGAUUAAAGGUUAUUCCUUCCUGGUCCAUUGUAAUUGAUUUAAGUCUAGUUCGUGCUUGUAGUGGAAACAGAAGGAAAUUGUGAUCGUCAGUAAUGACAUUUGGGAUGUACUUAAUUUUGGGAAAAGUCAGCAAUAGAAUUAGUAAGUAAUAGAAAUAAAUAGAUUUUGCUUGUUUAUAGUCUGUAGAAGGUCUCUUUCAAAGGUGGAAACAAAGCACUUUAAAUGGUAAUUCUGCUAUGUAACGGCUUCAGGUCAGAACAACUUUUACUUCAGAGCUUCCCCAACUUCCUGAGCUGAUACACACUUAAGAGACUAAUACCAAAGCCCAAGGUAAUGGAAUCAGGUAAAACCCGUGAGAGAUCUGUGCAGAACAAAGACUCUAAACUUCUCCCACAGCCUAUUGGUGAUGCUCUCAGUGGUAUAACUAAGCCAUAUUCUGUCUGCUGCAGCUCUUCAGUGGAGUAACUAGGGAAGGAUCUAAGCUCCUGUUUACUGAACGUGCUAAAUCAAUUGUGAGCUUUCAGGAAAAUGUGUGGAGGUGCAACAAUCUGAAUAAGAUAAUUUUAUAGUUUGGAAAGCAAAUACAUCCCUGUGGAUGCCUUGCCAUCACUUGGAACAACACUUCUGUGGCUGCCAGCACAACCAAAGAGGGAGGUAACGACCUGCCUUAGCUCAGCCGUUGCGUUAGGUACAUGCCCUACCGUUCUAUGUGGACAGAGCUGUCUCCAUAUGAGGCAUUAAUAAACCCUUCUAACCUGCCUUGCCUCUGGUACCACUGAAGCAGAUGUGCACACCUUCUGGUCUUGUGCAUUUAUAAACCUGACAGAAAUUACUCUUCUGUAGAAGCUGGGAGUUUUAUCUGAAAGAAAACAUUCAUUGGGAGAGUUAUAUCCAAAUAUUUACUUGGUUUCAGUCUCUAUAUUGUGGGUUGACCCACAGUCACUGACAGUAUUUAGGUCACUGUAGCAGUCUCACCAACUCACAGUGUAGCACAUCUCAUCACCAGUAAAACAGUAGCUAUCGUUUGGGAAGACCUUCCGUCACACUAGACAUGCACUGGUCAGUUCACAUACAUCAGUGUGUGUCAAAGCUGUUGGUAGAAAGUAAGAAUGCUUUUACUAUCUUGUGUUUGCAGUUGUUGGUUUCUGUGCUCUGCAUCACUGUUUCCACGUUCACACUAACUUUGAAGCUUUUUGGCCACAUCACAUUUCCUGCCAUUAGGAUCAAUUGGUGCUUUUCUGUGUACUGUAACUGUGCGGUUCUGUGAUGUGACUUUAUCUAUUUUGCUCAAUGUGAAAGGAGAAAAUUACUUUGAAGUCCUGUAGAAUUCAAAUAAGCUGGAUCUUUGCCAAGUCAAAGGGCAUUAACGAUCACCCAACCUUUUCUGCUCUGACCACAGAAAAAUGCAAGUUAAUAGCUCUGUGUUUUCUCUGUUAUGGGAUCUCUGCAUUUGUUUGUUUUAGGAAUUCCACCGGCUUACUUAUUUUCCUUCUAGUGCAGAAAACUGGGGUUAUUUCAUAUUCCCUUAGCAUUUGGUCUGCCACUGCCCCCUAAGUGACAGCCCCAUGAAGCUGCAUGGGAAGAUGAGUCCUAGGAGGCAAGGAAGGACUUUCUGCUGCAAAAUCCAUGUAAGUUAUCAGCUCUGGAGAGUGCAACUGCCAGUGCUGAGAGGUGGCACCACUCUACACCCACCUGCUGCUGUGUAGGAUCUGCCAGCUUGGGUUGCCUGUGGCAGCAAAGCAGCGCUCACAGAGGCAUUUGGGGAGGGCCCACGGUAGCUCACAGCAUCCAACCCUUCUAGUUGCUCCGAGUCCCAUUCCUGUGUUUGCAACUCUUCAGCACUUCAGAUUUUCCUCUGCAAACUAACCAGUCCCAGGGUGGCACAUGCUUGAAGCACAGUCAUUGUUUUACCCGUCUUAUAAUUAACUAGGCUGCAGUGAAGUAGCCCAUUACGUUAAUGUUUUAUCUACCUUCAGCUUUUCCAGUCUCACAUAUCACACAACUUUUAGUGGCAGCUAGCAGAAGCAGAGGGGUUUUUUUAUCCUUCAAAUUAGUCUGCUAAUCCUUUUUAUAAAAACUAAGGGUCCAAAUAUCAUCAUAGACUUGGUGUAAAUGAACACAUUCACUUGGAAGUGCCACUUCUCUAGUCAUGAUCAUAUCUUAGGAUUAUAUGGUAGACGCUGCUUAAAAGUGCAUUCUGGGAGGAUCCCAGCACUCAACUGGUGUUAGUGUUCUACUAAAUGACACUUGAAUCCAUUCCAUUUCCUCACAAGAGGAACUGUCACUGUGCAGUCACACAGCCAGCUGUUGUAUUUCCAGUUGCUGCUAACAGUGCUCUGCAGGUGGAAGAGGGAGAGGAGAGGCUGCGGAGCCAGGACAGUGAAGCAAAAGAGGAAGCGUGGUCUGAGGGUCUUCCUUCCACUGAGAGUGAUGACACAGCUGCCUCGGCCUGUGCCACAGCUCAGCCCCACAGCCACAGCAGGGCCAGGCACAGAGCAGGAGAGCUGAAAGGAGAUUCAAUCCUUACCCAUAAGUAAGGGAGUAUGAAAUGCAAUAGUACCAAAGCAGGGGCACUCACAAACACAACUCAGAGUCAGCUUAGGUACAUGAGACCACAAGGUGUGACAAGGAGCUGCACCAAUCCUUGCCCUACUUUAAAUGAGGUGAAAAAGAAUAACACUAAAGAUGUACUUAAAGAAAUUAAUAUAUUAAGGCAAGAGAUGAAUUUGUCUUUGAAGGAAAAUCAGCAUUUACAUACGUACUCUGAAGGCCCAAGAGGCCGUUACACAUGCCCUUAAACUGACUUGUGAGGCCAAAUUGGAGGGAAAAUACUGUUUCCCGUCUCCUUCGUCGGUAAAGCUGCCAUCCCUCUUCUGCCCUCCUCCCGAAGCAGAGCACUGCUGGGGGUCAGGGCAAGCGUGGACUGUUGUCGCUGGGCUGAUGUGAUGUCAAACAGGAACAGUGAUUUAGGGGAGAGCUGUGGGAGGUUUAGACAAGGCACUGAACCCAGAACAACGUGGCUCAGGCUGCGCUUCCUAAUUCAGGUGGUGAGUUUUAGUUAGAUGAUGCAAACCCUAGAUGAAGGGUCUUAGAUCAGAUAAAGUGAUUAAGUAGCACACAUACACAAGCGUUUCUUGUCAGCACAGACAGGAAUGGAAUUACAUUCACAUAAUACAGUGAAGUGUUUGGACUGGCCAAAAGUGUUUUUUAUCAAACAGUCUUGAGUAUUUUUAAGAAGUUUAAUGUAUUAAUAGAUCCCAAGUGGUAAACAGUUCUCAAGAUUUAUAGAACUGGAUGGCCUUGCAACUUAAAUUUUCAGUGUGCUGUCCUCCGGGCUGUUUGUGGCACAGUGCUUUUCUACAACCAUUUUCCUUGGCAGUACAGGGUAGUAUUUAGGAGCAGUACUAGCCUUGCCCUCUGUACUGCUUGUCAGAUAAAGCUGGGUAGGUCAGGGAGAUUUCACCACAGAGACAGAUGCCUUUAUUAAGACCUACAAUUCUAUGCAACUUUCUAUUAACAAAUAUUGAACUGUCUUCCAGCACAUGGUUCACUGCCAAUCUAUGUAUAUUUUCUACCUUUAUAUACAUGAGAAGGAUAAACCAGUGCUUAACAGAGCUUAAUCGCUAGUCUGUAAAGGAAACAAUAACACAGUUUGUAUCACUUUGAAGUACACUUUGUAUAAAAGAUGAACUAAUAAAGGGUCUAUACCAUAAUGAACAA